Molecule: messenger RNA, 766 nt
Organism: Chenopodium quinoa (quinoa)
Lineage: Eukaryota; Viridiplantae; Streptophyta; Magnoliopsida; Caryophyllales; Amaranthaceae
Product: heavy metal-associated isoprenylated plant protein 45-like
Exons: 3
Coding region: 251-496 (81 amino acids)
Molecular function (GO): metal ion binding
Source: RefSeq, a predicted model, not a curated record
AGAACCAUCCUAAAUUAAAGUCCAAAAAGCAGGAAUAAAAUUGAAUUUUUUCACCUUUACCUAAAGUUGAUUAUACUACUAUUAUCAUCACCAGAAAAGAAGAAUCUAAUGCCCCACCUCAGGCUUCAUGGUCAUGUUUAUAUACAGGUAUAAGCCUUAACAAUUGCAAAAACAUUAGCAAUUUUAGUGUUUACUAAUUUUCUUAGCUCUUUCUUAGACCAACAGACUUGUAUAUUGUAAUUCAUCAACUAUGACAAAUAUGGUUGAGUUGAAGGUGGGAUUGCAUUGUGAUGAAUGCAUCAAAAAAAUAUUGAAGGCCAUCAAGAAGAUUGAAGAUAUUGAAACUUAUAACAUCGAUACAAGGCUUAACAAAGUCACAGUGACGGGGAAUGUCACAGAGGAGGAGGUGAUACGAGUGAUACAUAAAAUUGGGAAGACAGCAAGCAGUUGGGAUGAUCGCAAAGAAUCAACCAAUGUGUCAGCAGGAUAUAUGUGAUGUUAUUUCUGCAGUUUGUUACAAAAUCAGAAUCUUUCAUGCUAAUUCUCACAGCAUAUGAAUGAUCUAUGCAGUAGUAUAUACGCGUAACAUGUAGUGUAAUUCAAUUCAGAUCUUGUUGAUUUUACAAUUUUGAUGCCAAUUUAUCUUCCUGUUGUUCUCUGCUUGCUGAUGGCCUCAUAUAUUUCUAACAGAAAGGUCUAUACUCUAUAGGAUUCCAAAACUUUGUUCUUUACUUCAUGUUGACUACAAGAAUAAGGCUUUGGCUGA